AUGCUGCCUCUGGAGUGUAUCCUGCUGGCCGCUCUUCUCCUGCAGGGUGACAAUGCGCAAGCCAUCCAGGAACACCUCGUGUUCACUAUCAUCCAGAUCUCAUCCUUUGUCAAUCAGUCCUGGGUGCAGCAUCGGGGCUCAGGGUGGCUGGGUGACAUGCAGACUCACGGCUGGGACACCGACUCUGGCACCAUCAUUUUCCUGCACACCUGGUCUAAGGGCAACUUCAGCGACGAGGAACUCCUAGAUCUGGAGUUGCUGUUCCGCGUCUACCUCAUUGGAUUAACCCGGGAGGCCCAAGAAUACGUCAGUCAACUGCACUUCACGUAUCCUUUUGAAAUACAGGUGGUCGUUGGCUGUGAGCUACAUUCCAGUGGCUUUUCAAAAGGCUUCUUGCGGUCAGCUUAUGAAGGAUCAGAUUUUGUGACUUUCCAAAACAUGUCCCUGGUGCCAUCUCCAGGAGCUGAUAGCAAAGCCCAGAGCGUCUGUUAUCUCAUAAACCAGUACGAAGGCAUCAAGGAAAUAGUGUACAGGCUCAUCACGAACACCUGUCCCCGAUUUGUCUUGGGUCUCUUCGAUGCAGCAAAGGUGGAUUAUAAGAGGCAAGUGCGACCCGAGGCCUGGCUGUCCACGGGCCCCGCUCCCGGGCCGGGCCGGCUGCGGCUGGUGUGCCACGUCUCCGGCUUCCACCCCAAGCCUGUGCAGGUGACAUGGAUGAGGGGCGAGCAGGAGCAACAGGGCACCCAGCGAGGCGACAUCCUGCCCCAUGCUGACAGCACGUGGUAUCUCCGAGUGACCCUGGACGUGGCUGCCCGGGAGGCGGCCGGCCUGUCCUGCAGGGUGAAGCACAGCAGUCUAGGGGGCCAGGACAUCGUUCUCUACUGGGGACAUCACGUCCCCGUGUACUUGAUCCUGCUGGCCGUGACGGUGCCCCUAGUGCUUCUCAUAGCCCUUGGCUUGUGGUUUCGGAAGCGCUGCUCCUAUCAGGACAUCCCGUGA
Molecule: messenger RNA, 999 nt
Organism: Canis lupus familiaris (dog)
Lineage: Eukaryota; Metazoa; Chordata; Mammalia; Carnivora; Canidae
Gene: CD1C
Product: CD1c molecule
Biological process (GO): immune response; antigen processing and presentation, endogenous lipid antigen via MHC class Ib; antigen processing and presentation, exogenous lipid antigen via MHC class Ib
Cellular component (GO): external side of plasma membrane
Molecular function (GO): endogenous lipid antigen binding; exogenous lipid antigen binding; lipopeptide binding
Source: RefSeq, marked provisional